AUGGCCCGAUUCGACGUACGACGCAUCCUGGUCGACGAAGGCAGCUCAGUGGAUAUCAUGUACGUCCACCUCUUCAAGACUCUGAAGCUAGACAAGACCAACUUAGCCCCCUACGUCGGAUCAGAUCUCCAAGGAUUCAACGGAGCAACAACCAGACCGUGGGGAUAUGUUGAGCUCCUCGUCACCUUCGGCGAACAAGAAACGGCCAGGGAAGUCAAAAUCCAAUUCCUGGUCGUAGACUGUCCGUCUCUCUACAAUUGCAUCUUUGGACGCCCGACACUGGCCGAACUCACUGCGGUCCCAUCCACCGUCCACCUGAAGAUGAAAUACUACACCAAAUUAGGACGUGUGGUCACCAUCCAUGGUGACAUCGAAGCAGCCCGACGAUGCUACGACGCCGCAGUAAAAGGACAGGCCGUAGUCAGCACGAAGAGCAACUGCAACAACAAAAAACUCAAGACCGAGGAUCCUGCCCGAGGAGUCAACGCCAUCGACCUCGACUGUCGCAUCGGGCUGGACGAGACCGAAGAGGGGAGGUUCCCCAAGGAACGCUCUCUCGAACACCCGGUCCGACCAAUCCCCGACGGGGAGUUCGAACUCAUUCCUCUUGGGGACGAUCCGGAAAGGACGGUGAAGAUAGGUAAGGGACUACCCGAGGAAACAAGAGAAGAGCUAGUAGCAUGCCUCAAAGAGAACUCCGACCUCUUCGCGUGGAAUGCCGCAGAAAUGCCCGGGCUGGACCCCGAGAUCGCGUGUCAUAAGCUAGCUGUAGACCGGGCAGCCAAGCCCAUAGCACAGCGUAGACGCAAGCAAUCGCCCGAAAAGGCAGAGGCUGCCGAGCGAGCUGUAAAAGACCUCUUAGAGGCAAAUUUUAUUUCUGAAGCCCAGUACACAACCUGGCUCUCUAAUGUAGUCCUCGUUAAGAAAAAUAAUGGAAAAUGGCGUAUGUGUGUUGAUUAUACUGAUCUUAAUAGGGCUUGCCCGAAAGAUGCUUUCCCCCUCCCUAAUAUAGACUCGCUCGUUGACAACUCUGCAGGUUUUAAACUCUUGUCCUUCAUGGACGCAUAUAGUGGAUACAACCAGAUCCCUAUGUCGCCCGCAGACAAGAAACACACAGCGUUCAUGACCCCAACGGGCAAUUACUAUUACAACGUGAUGCCGUUUGGGCUCAAGAACGCUGGCGCUACAUACCAACGCAUGAUGAACAAAGUCUUCAAGGACGAAAUAGGGGACAUGCUCGAAGUAUACAUGGACGACAUGAUCGUCAAAUCACACGAGGAGAUAACCCAUGCUCGACACCUUACGAAGGUAUUCGCGCAGGCGAGACAGUGUAAAAUGAGGUUCAACCCCGAGAAAUGCACGUUCGGAGUCCGGGCAGGCAAGUUCCUCGGUUUCUACCUCACCGAAAGAGGGAUCGAGGCCAACCCCGACAAAUGCCAGGCAUUCUCGGAGUUUCCGACCCCGAAAACCAAAAAAUCGAUCCAGUCACUCAAUGGAGUGCUCGCCUCACUCUCCCGUUUCAUCGCCAAGUCCGCCCAGCACGCGUUGCCGUUCUUCAGACUCCUUCGCAAAGAGGCUACCUUCGACUGGACCGAUGAAUGCGAGCAAGCGCUACUCCAUCUAAAGAAGGUUCUGUCCCAACCCCCGGUCUUAUCACGGCCAUCAGAAAAGGAAACCCUAUACUUAUACCUAUCCGUGGCAACCGAGGCCGUCAGCGCCGUUCUAAUAAGAGAAACCGACGAAGGACAAAAACCCAUCUAUUUUACGAGUAAAGCACUCCAAGGUCCCGAGCUCCGAUAUCAGCAAAUCGAAAAGGUCGCCCUGGCCCUCAUCAACACAGCAAGGAGACUACGAUAUUACUUCCUCGCACACACGAUAAAGGUGAGGACCGACCAGCCAAUCAAACAGCUGCUCGGGCGCCCGGAUAUGGCCGGGAGGAUGCUCAAGUGGUCCCUAGAACUCUCCGAAUUCGACAUACAAUACGAAAAUAGAAAAGCCUUGAAAGCUCAGGCACUGGCCGACUUCGUCGCGGAGAUGACCCACUGCCCGACUCCAGCAGAAAGCGCCCACAAAUGGACGAUCUUCGUCGAUGGCGCCUCUAGCACAUCAGGCAGCGGGGCCGGGAUCAUCCUCGAAAAUGAAGAAGGGAUCCUGAUAGAGGUAUCAUUAGCGCUAGCGUUCCCAACAUCAAACAACCAAGCCGAAUACGAAGCCUUCCUCGCAGGCCUGAGGUUAGCCGAGGACCUAGGAGCAAAAGAGGUAAAAAUAUCCACCGACUCCCAGCUCGUGGCCUCACAAGUGCGAGGAGAAUACCAAACCAAGAACGACAACCUCCUCGAGUACUUGUCCCUCGUCAAAGAAAAACUUGAUAGAUUUGAAAAAUGGGAAGUUCAACACAUACCCCGCGAGCACAACACACGGGCAGACGUUCUCUCCAAACUAGCCAGCACGAGGAAAAAGGGUGGGAAUAAAUCAGUAAUCCAAGAAAUCCUCCCUCGGCCCAGCAUCAACAAACUACCGCCUCCACUCGAGGUCAACGCUAUUGGAGAUGCCCACUGUUGGAUGACACCCAUCUACAAUUACCUCACACGAGACGAACUCCCGGCUGACCCGAAAGAGGCGACCACUGUCAAACGACGCGCAUGCUCACUCGGCGAGGCAAAGAGGGCAUGGGUCGAGGAGCUACAUAGCGUCCUAUGGGCCUACCGCACGACACCACAUUCUACCACCGGGGAAACCCCGUUCCGACUAACUUACGGCACCGAGGCAGUCAUCCCGGUGGAGAUACGGACGCCAACGAGGAGGACGGAGGAGCCCCUAGACGAGGAAAUGAACGAUGAAACCCUUAGAGCCGAGCUCGACCUAGUCGAUGAGAUACGUUCCGAAGCAGCUCUCCGGGAAACAACCCUCAAACAAAAAAUAGCACUACGCCAUGACGCGAAAGUCAUAAAAAGAGAGUUCCAGGUCGGCACCCUGGUCCUCAGAAGAAACCAGAAAAACCCGAGAGAGGGCAAACUGGCGGCCAACUGGGAAGGCCCUUACCGCGUCCGCGACAAAACGAGCAACGGGGCCUAUUACCUAGAAAACCUACAAGGAGAACAACUCGCUCGACCAUGGAACGCAGAAAAACUUAGACAAUAUUACAGCUAA
Molecule: messenger RNA, 3150 nt
Organism: Lathyrus oleraceus (garden pea)
Lineage: Eukaryota; Viridiplantae; Streptophyta; Magnoliopsida; Fabales; Fabaceae
Exons: 2
Coding region: 1-3150 (1049 amino acids)
Molecular function (GO): nucleic acid binding; RNA-DNA hybrid ribonuclease activity
Source: RefSeq, a predicted model, not a curated record